This is a messenger RNA of Rhineura floridana, 3617 nucleotides long. RefSeq names its product thimet oligopeptidase 1 (gene THOP1). The transcript has 13 exons. The coding region runs from base 168 to 2261 and encodes 697 amino acids. Gene Ontology annotation, biological process: peptide metabolic process; proteolysis. Gene Ontology annotation, molecular function: metalloendopeptidase activity. The record is from RefSeq and is a predicted model, not a curated record. NCBI's taxonomy places the organism in Eukaryota, Metazoa, Chordata, Lepidosauria, Squamata, Rhineuridae. Gene Ontology annotation, cellular component: mitochondrial intermembrane space.
UGAGCCCGAGGGCCCCUCCCCCUGCCUGCUUGCCUGCCCCAGAGGUGGGCAGGACUAUACUGCUCCCGCCCUAUUCCACCCCACAUAUCCCACAAUCCCUCUUUCUCUCACCCUUUCCUCUGCAAACCUCCCAUGUGUCUGGCUGAUCGGAAGCAAAGCAGAAAACGAUGGCUCCUCCUAAAGCUGCUUCAUAUCCCUUUUCUGGUCUUACCUGUUCAGACAGCAACACGGAGGCUUCGCCUCACCCGUGCUUUGCCAACCGCCUGCGGUGGGACUUGACGGCGCAGCAGAUCCAGAGUGGCACCGCUGAGCUUAUCAAGAAGACCAAGCAGGUGUACGAUGCUGUGGGGGCCCUGGCACAGGGCGAUGUCUCCUACGAGAACACCCUGAAGGCUUUGGCUGUGGCAGAGGUGGAGUACACAGUUCAGAGGAACAUGCUGGAUUUCCCUCAGCAUGUAUCCCCAUGCAAGGACGUCCGCACAGCGAGCACAGAUGCCGACAAGAAACUCUCGGAGUUUGACGUGGAGAUGAGUAUGAGGUGGGAUGUCUAUCAGCGGAUCAUCUGGCUCCAGGAAAAGUUGGAAAAUACCUCUUUGAAGCCGGAAGCAAAGAGGUACUUGGAGAGGCUGAUCAAACUGGGCAGACGGAGUGGCCUCCACCUCCCCAAGGAGACUCAGGAGAAAAUCAAAGCCAUUAAGAAAAAGCUGAGUUUGCUUUGCAUCGACUUCAACAAAAACCUCAACGAAGACACGACCUUCUUGCCGUUCACCCGGGAAGAGCUGGGAGGGCUCCCUGAGGACUUCUUGAGUUCCCUGGAGAAGACAGAAGAUGGGAAGCUGAAGGUCACCUUGAAGUAUCCCCAUUAUUUCCCCCUGAUGAAGAAGUGCCACGUCCCUGAGACCAGGAGACAGAUGGAGGACAAAUUCAACUCCAGGUGCAAGGAGGAGAACUGCCUCAUCCUGAAGGAGCUGGUGGAUCUGCGGGCCCAGAAAUCCGCCCUCCUGGGCUUCGAGACGCACGCUGACUUCGUACUGGAGAUGAACAUGGCCAAGAAUUGCACGACAGUCGCGACUUUUCUAAACGAGUUGGCCACCAAACUGCAGCCCCUGGGAGAGAAGGAGCGGGCCACGAUCCUCGACCUGAAGCAAAAGGAGUGUGAGAAGCGCCGGCUGCCUUUCGACAAGCGCAUCAAUGCCUGGGACAUGCGCUACUACAUGAACCAAGUUGAGGAGAGCCAGUACAGUGUGGACCAGAACUUGCUGAAAGAAUAUUUCCCCAUGGAGGUGGUGACGGCCGGCUUGCUGGAGAUCUACCAGGAGCUGCUGGAGCUGACUUUCCACCUAGAGAAGGGCGCCCAGGUGUGGCACAAGGAUGUCCAGCUCUAUACCGUCAAAGACGCCGCCUCGGGGGAGACCAUUGGCAAAUUCUACCUGGACCUUUACCCGCGAGAGGGAAAAUACAGCCACGCCGCCUGCUUUGGACUCCAGCCCGGCUGCUUGCUGGCGGACGGCAGCCGGCAGAUCUCUGUGGCCGCCAUGGUGGCGAAUUUCACCAAGCCGACGCUGGACGCGCCUUCCUUGCUGCAGCACGAUGAGGUGGAGACGUACUUCCACGAGUUCGGCCACGUGAUGCACCAGCUUUGUUCUCAGGCUGAUUUUGCCAUGUUCAGCGGGACCCACGUGGAGCGGGACUUUGUGGAGGCCCCAUCCCAGAUGCUGGAGAACUGGGUGUGGGAGAAGGCGCCUCUCCUGCGCAUGUCCAAGCACUACAAAACCGGCAGCCCCAUCCCAGACGAUCUCCUGGAGAAGCUCAUCAAAUCUCGCCAGGCGAACACAGGGCUAUUCAACUUGCGGCAGAUCGUUCUGGCGAAGGUGGACCAGGCCUUGCACACGCAAACGAACGCCGACCCUGUGGAGGAGUACACCCGGCAGUGCGACAAGAUCUUGGGUGUCCCUGCGACCCCAGGUACAAACAUGCCAGCCACGUUUGGCCACUUGGCAGGAGGCUACGAUGCCCAGUAUUACGGCUACCUCUGGAGCGAGGUCUACUCCAUGGACAUGUUCUACACACGGUUCAAGCGGGAAGGAAUCAUGAACCCUAAGGUGGGGAUAGACUACCGGAAUUGCAUCCUCCGCCCUGGGGGCUCCCUCAACGCCUCCGACAUGCUGCUCAAGUUUCUCGGCAGGAACCCCAAGCAGGAUGCCUUCCUGGCCAGCAAAGGGUUAGCCGUAGAGCCCAGCAGUCUCCCUUCAGCUUGCUGAACUGUCCGUUGGUGGUCGUCCUCCUCCUGCCCACCCGACUCGUCUGCGCUCCCAGUGGUCGUUCUUGGGUCCUGAAUCCCUUGCCUGGGGGCUGCCAGAUCCCUUUGCAGAACUAGUCUUGAAAAGGGCAUGAGACAGGAGAGGAGGUUUUGGGGGGGGUGUGUGUGUGGGGAAGGGUGUUAUUGCUGAAUUUCUUAUGUCCUCUAUAUACUUCCCCCUCCACACACACCCCUCCCGGGCCCAAGCUUGGUGAGACCAGCAGGAAAUAAAUGUCUAUAAUAUAUUUGGUUUUUCUGGGUGCAGAGAAGGGGAAAAUUAGUUUUUAGAAAAAGGAAAACGAAGCUAUAAUUGGGCUGUGAUUUUACGGAUUCCUUUCAGAAACGGUUUCUUAAGAAGGCAGUGACUCUUUCCAAACUUAGGGUGGUGUCCAACGAAAUCUUAGAGUACACAUUGAAAAGAGUGGGCUUCAGUUGAGAGCACAGCCCUUGGAAUUAGUUCCCACCUCGAAAGUGGCUAGGAAACAGGAGAGAGCGUGGUUGGGAUUUGCACCUUCUUAAUUUGUAAUCCAGAUCGCUGGUCAGCAGCGAGGCCACGCUCAUUCAGGAUGCCUUGGGUUCGCAAAUGGCUUCCCAAGUCUGGAUUCAUCAGAUCCUGGGGGGAUGGCCUGGCUUCCAGCUUGGCUACUGACAUCACCCUGUGGUUGUUUUUAAAAUAUUGUUCUGGAUCACACAAAGGUUCUUUAUAGUUGGUGCCACUCUCUUCCUGUGGGUUUGAGGUGCUUCUUUUCGUGGUGUAUGUGCUUGGGGGGAGCAAACCACAGUUGACUCCGUCCCCCAGAGGCUUAGUACAGUAGGACACAUACCCAUCAGAUGCUUAAGAGGGCAGGAUUCCCCCUCCCUCGGAGGAUGGCAGGACCCCCUUCUGUUUCAGUUAGAUCCUAUCGCCACUCUGGAAGCUGCAGUCUCGCUCUCAAACCUUCCUGGUUGCAGCAAAGUUUCAAGAUUUUGAAGUUUUUAAGGAUGAAGGGAAACCUUUACUGAGUGAAGUGGUUUAGUAAAAAAAAGGCAGGGAAGGGUGACUCACAUGGGCAAGAUCCUUCAGAGUCUCUGCUGAGAUCUUGGCAGGUCUCUCUGCUCUGCCCCAGUUUUGCUGACCACUCCAUGGAGCGGCGAUCUCCUCCUCCCCUCCCCUGCCCCCCUCAUUUUUACACCGCAUCUAAAACAGAUUGUGACCUCUCCAGGAUACCUUGAGGUUAAUCAAAAGUUGUUGUGUGCCCCCACAACUCCCUUCUUGUCGACGACGGCCGGAUUUUAGAUUUGACGGCAAACACUACAAAUAAAGUUUUUGAAAUUUUGA